Stylonychia lemnae is the source of this 2781-nucleotide messenger RNA. The record is from the annotation of a GenBank genome assembly. Lineage: Eukaryota; Ciliophora; Spirotrichea; Sporadotrichida; Oxytrichidae.
AUGAUGCUUAGAAAACAGAAUGCGAUGUGCGCAAUGGAGAUGGAGAUAAUUAAAAUGAUCAGCAAAUCAAUCAAUAGAUAACCUCAGAAAUCCAGUAUAUUCUUAUUUCUUUUAUCUAUACAUAGAAAGCUUCUUAUCCUACAACGAGAUUCUUCAAAACAAGAGGAACUCUAGAGUGAGUGCGAAUAGUUUACCAAAAAUGCAACUUUUCAGUAGUGGUAUGAUAAAUCGCAAGAUCCCUCAUUUAAGAAAGCCUACUAGCAAAUUUGGCUAGAUUACUCAGUAAUGGUUAGAGACUCAGACAAAGUUAUUGAGUAUAUGAUUCAGAAUAAAAUAGGGCAUGAUGAUGCUAAAGUCUACAUAUAACUAGCCUAUUUUUAUGAAAAGUAUCAGAGAGAGUUCAAGAAAACUUAGUAAAUUUACAUAAGUGCGAUAGAAAAGAAACUAAAUGAAAAAUUCACCUCACAAUUAAUAUAAAAGUAUAGGGAAUUUUCUGAGAGGAUGCAAAGGAGAACUGAGAGAGAUGUAAUCAUAAAAAUAGGAGAGCUAUAGUUCAAAGAUGUUGUCUAAAAUAAAAAGAAGAGGAAGCUCGAAGAAAUUUAUGAUAAUUUGAAUGAGUCUCUAGAUUCUAAUGCUUCAAGUUCUUCAAAGAAAAGAAGAAUAAAGAAGGAAAUUGAAAGUUGUCAUGAAAAAGUUUAAGAAUAUCAAGAUGGUAUUGAAUAUUUGAGGAUGAUCAGACCUGAAGCUAUUGAUAUGAAUAUAGCUGAAUAAACUCUUAAAGAGCUGGAAUCUAAGCCUCUAAGUUGGAUUUCAAAAAUGUAAACUCACUUAGUAGAUGGAUUUUCACAUAUUAUCUCGGAUCAAGACUCUUGCUCAAAUUUCAAUUUUUCUGUCUCCAACAUCGAUAUUUAAAAGAAUAUUACUAUAUCAUAGUAAUCACAGGAUAAAUAAUAAAGUAAAAUUAGAUCUGGAGAUAUCAGUGAUAUUAAUUGCCAAAUAUAGAACCUGCCUUACACAUCAUAAUAAGAUGCCCAAUCAAAGAAUCAGAUCAUUCAGAAAUAUAAUCAAAUACCAAAAGGGCAACAUCUUGAGGUCAUUGGUGAGACAAGCUAGGAAGGUUUUAGCAGUAAUUCAAUUACAAUUAGUAAAUCUUUGAAUAAUGUAACAGCAUUAAAUCAUCACUAGAAUAAUUAGAAUAGAAAAUCCUAGCAAGCUGAGGAAUCAAAAGGUGGAAUAGAUGAUACAAAUCUAUUCAAAAGUGCACAUAAUUCUUUCUAAUAGCUUGAUCUAUCCUACAAGAAACCUCCAAAUGAUUUUAAAGUGGAGAUGCCCUCUGUUAACUAGAUCCCGCAAAAUUAGAACUAAAAUUCAUUAAAUUUCAGUGAGGACACGAUGAGAAAUAAUUUAUAAAAUCUGCUCUAAGGAAAUCUUGCAUAAGUUGAUAUAAACUCGCUUAUACAAUAGCUAAAUAUGCUUUAAAGUAAUACCAACAAUAAUAAUGGUAAUUAAGGAUAAAACUAAUUGCAAUAUCAAAAUAAAAAUUAAGGAAAUUAAUAGCAUUCUAGAUCAUAAUUUGAACUGCCUUAAAAAUAAAAUAACUCUCAGUAGCAACUUGGGGUUCCUGUUACUAAUAAGUCAUAAGAGAAUGGAGGGGAUUAAAACUAGGGAGAAAAUAGAAGAAGAAUUUCUGGAAUGUUUAUGAAUAUAUUUGAGUAAGACUAAAUGAGAUAAUCAAUUGGAGCUGGAGGAAGUGUUAGUCAAUUUAAUAUUUCUCCGAUGCCAGAUACAAAUAACAAUAGACCUACGCUAAUGUAAUAGAAUGCAAAUAUUCAAAAUCAAAAUCAAUCAUAAUUCGAUUACAGCAACAUUUACAAUAAUAAUAAUCAGAGUAAUAAUGUCUCGUUCUUGGAUGUAACUCCUGUAGACAAUAAGUUUACUAGAAACUUAAACCCUAACUAUUCUUAAGAGCUAAUUCUGAAAAAGAGGACUUUAUCAAAUGGAGGAAACCUGAUAACUGCUGCUCAUAACCUUAAUGCUAGAAACUUGUAGAAUAAUAUCUAUUUCAAUGAUAAUGAGAGUUAAAACCAAUAACCAUUUCAAAGUUAACUCAAUCCACAUGAAAAAUAAAUAAUGAGUCCAUUUGGAAUUGUCAGCCCAAUAAAUUGCAAGAGCAACACAAGAAACUCUAAUAUUGCUGAGAAAGAAUCAAGAUUGAACAUGCUUCCUUGUAUUCCCUAGCCGAAUUUCUAAAGAGAUAAUAAUAUGAAUGGGGUCUAUCCAAAUUAGCUUGAUCAUCCUUAAAGGUCUUGUCAAAACUAAGAAAAUUUCCAGCCUUCCCCUAAUUUUGGUAACUAAUAGUCAAUCAACUAACCAUAGUAAAAGUAACAGUCUAGUUCUGCGAUAUCAUCAAGUCAUUUCAACUUUAAUAUUCCUAAUCCUCUAAGUUCAUUUGGUUUCUUCUAAAACUUUUCUUCAUCAAAUAACAAUGAUAAAAAUCAGAAGAAACAAUAAAAUUAAUAGUAAGAAUAUUACAACUAGGAAUAUAAAAGGCAAAGCUCAAAUAACAAUGCCAAAAUGUAGAAUGAGAGUAUGGACAGUGAUAAUUUCAAGGACUGCUUUGAUACAUCUGUGUAAGAUAUUGGGGGAGUCUAGCAAAGAUCCAAUUAACUAGCAACCAAGAAAUCAGUUCCAUCUGCUCUCAAAGGCAAUGUCCAAGUUCAAGUUAGCGAGGACAUCAACUCAAGAACUGGCUCUAAAUCAGUCAGGUUUAUUGGCAAUUGA